Perkinsus marinus ATCC 50983 is the source of this 219-nucleotide messenger RNA. RefSeq lists its product as hypothetical. NCBI's taxonomy places the organism in Eukaryota, Perkinsozoa, Perkinsida, Perkinsidae. Gene Ontology annotation, molecular function: Hsp90 protein binding; Hsp70 protein binding. The record is from RefSeq and is a predicted model, not a curated record. The transcript is spliced from 3 exons. The coding region runs from base 1 to 219 and encodes 72 amino acids.
AUGGCAACGAUUUCAUUGGUGCCUCCUCUAAAAUUGCCACCACUGUGCUUGAGAAAAGGACAACAAGCCUCGGGAGACGAUAUGGACUACAGACUAGGAAGAAAUAUCGGGGCUUUGAUAGACGAGACUUUGGGAGUGCUGGAAAAACAUGGAGGAGAGGACGCGUUUAUUAAUAUCAAGUAUAUGGUCCCGACGUAUGAAUCUCAAGUGUUGAACUGA